UAGAGGCCAGCACCAAAAUAAGAGCAUACGUUCUGUUUUAGAUCUAGUCUGAAAUAGCCAAUAAAGAAAGAAGUGCAGCCUGUCAACGACAUGCUUUGAGUGUAUUUCAGGUCCAGUUCACGCCAGAGGAAACGAAUGCAACUGUAAGAGAUGAUCUGACACCGCGCCUCAGUGAAGGCCGAAGCUGUCGUCCCACAGAGGUAAACCCACAGACGCGUCAUGGACUCUCUGCUAGGCUGUCGAAGCAUCAGCAUCACGGGGACACGCUGGAGACAGACGCUUACGUAGCCACUGGUUUAAAGACAGAGACUCCGCCUUUUGAGUCUGGAGUGUGACUGGCAGCCCUGUAGCUGGUCGGUGUUUCUUUGGUAGAGGCUGAGCCACAUUCAGCAGAUCAGAGAUGUACACCAUGCCUCCACCCUCCAUGUUCUGCUUGCUCCUCUUUUGGACCCUCAGCAACAUCGCCGCCCGCGAACGGAUUCCGCGGCACACCAUACCCUACCAAAGUGACCUCAUAAAGCUGUUCAGAGAGGAAGGCAGGGGAAACUACUCCACCAUGCUGCUGCAGGAGGACAGAGAUGUGCUGUUGCUGGGGGGGCGGGAGGCAGUCUACGCCCUGGACAUCAAUGACAUCACCAACAGGAAGGCUGCGGUGACAUGGCAAGCAACAGAGAAGGGAAAGAAGGAAUGUACAAACAAAGGCAAACAUGCUGAAGAAUGCCAGAACUACAUCCGUGUUCUGCAUGAGAUGAGCGACGGCAGGAUCUAUGUGUGUGGCACCAAUGCCUUCGACCCGGCGUGUGGCUACAUAAAGUACACGGAGGGACAGCUGAGCAUGGGGGCCAGGCAUGAGGAUGGAAAGGGGAAGUGUCCCUUUGAUCCACUCCAGAGGUACUCCUCGGUCAUGGUCGGUGGAGACCUGUACUCUGCCACCUCCAACAACUUCCUGGGCUCCGAGCCAGUGAUAGCACGCAGCUCAGCCACUCCAGUACGCAGUGAAUUCAAGACCUCCUGGCUCAACGAGCCCAGCUUUAUCUACAUGGACCAGGUCCCAGAGAGCGAGGGCAGCCCUGAGCAGGAUGACGAUAAGGUUUACCUGUUCUUCAGCGAGACCGCGGUGGAGUACGAUUUCUACAACAAGCUGACGGUUUCACGUGUCGCGCGUGUCUGCAAGGGGGACGUGGGCGGCCAGCGCACCCUGCAGAGGAAGUGGACGUCCUUCCUGAAGGCGCGGCUGGACUGUCCCGUCCCGGAGUCCAGGCUUCCUCACGUGGUCCAGGACGUCUUCCUGCUGCGGGGCAGCGACUGGAGGAAUAGCGUCUUCUACGCCGUCUUCACCUCCCAGCCGGGCUCGGUGGACCUCUCCACAGUGUGUGCGUACAGUGUGACGGACAUCGGGGACGUGUUCUCCAAGGGGAGGUUCAAGACCCCGGUCACAGUGGCGUCCUCUCAUGUUAAGUGGGUCAUGUACAGCGAGGAUCUGCCUGAACCAAGGCCAGGAGCGUGCAUUAACAAGGAGGCGAGGGCCCUGGGCAUAGAGCGCUCUCUGGACCUACCGGACAAGACCCUGCGCUUUGUCCAGGACCAACCGCUCAUGGAUCAGGCGGUCAUGCCCCGGGGCGGAGAGCCGGAGCUGGUGGAGAGGGGGGUCGUGUUCACGCGCAUCGUCGUGGACCGCGUGAAGGCGCUGGAUGGGAGCGUCUAUGAGGCCAUGUUCAUCGGCACAGAUAAAGGCUUUGUGCAGAAGGCUGUGAACUACGACGGAGAGAUGGUUGUCAUCGAGGAGAUGCAGCUGUUCCAGACUCCACAGCCAAUCCAGAUCCUGCGCCUGUCCUCCAAGAGGGGCCUGCUCUAUGCUGGUUCAGACGUUGGCGCUGUUCAGGUGUCUGUGGGGCAGUGUGGCCGUCAUGCCUCAUGUCUGGACUGUGUCCUGGCCAGAGACCCCUACUGCGCCUGGGACCCAUCUGCGUCUCGCUGCAUAAUGCUAUCUCUCCAGGACAAUGCCUCCAAAGGAACGCUGAUUCAGGACGUGAAAAAUGCGAAAGGCUCCACCUGUCCUGAUCCAGGCAAACUGGAUCCGAAGCCAACGAACGUCACGUUGAUCCUGGGCAGCAAUAUCCAGCUGAAGUGCCGGCCGGACUCCAACCUGGCGCAGGUGCAGUGGCGCUUUGCCAGCCGGCCUCUGCCCACAUCGGAGAAGUUCUACCUGUACAGCGAGGGCCUGCUGAUCCAGAACGCCUCGGCGGCCGACGCGGGGCUGUACGCCUGCGUUUCGGAGGAGGAGGUGAAGGGCCGGCGGUACGGCAGGACCGAGGCGCUGUAUGAGCUGGUGCCUGCCCCAGGCCCGGAGUACAUCGCACCCCGCACUGAUAAGCGGGUGCAGGGACAGUCGCUGGUGACCCUGCAGGUGUUGGUGGCCCUGCUGGCCGUACUGCUGGCCGCCCUGCUGGCCUGGAACGUGUGGCGGGGACACAUCCCGCUGCCGUGCUGGGGGGCGGCCCCCGCUGAGACGCCGGCGCCCCAAAGCCCCUCCCCAUCCCCGGCCGUCACCCCAGAAACCAUCAAUCUGAUGCUCCCAGCCAACUGCAACACCAACAAUAACCACCCCAGCAAUGGAGAGGGCAGCCAUAAUCUGGACAACCUGAAGUACAUUGAUGAAGAGUCUGAGAUCUGAGGCUCAGGA
Messenger RNA from Megalops cyprinoides (Indo-Pacific tarpon), 2683 nucleotides. RefSeq names its product semaphorin-4E-like. Gene Ontology annotation, biological process: semaphorin-plexin signaling pathway; negative chemotaxis; positive regulation of cell migration. Bases 401 to 2674 code for a protein of 757 amino acids. The transcript is spliced from 15 exons. The record is from RefSeq and is a predicted model, not a curated record. Gene Ontology annotation, molecular function: chemorepellent activity; semaphorin receptor binding. Lineage: Eukaryota; Metazoa; Chordata; Actinopteri; Elopiformes; Megalopidae.